AUGCAUAUCCAAGCAGCAGUGUCGCUUCUCUUGGCUGCCAAGGCAGCUGCCAUGCCCGCGUCGGCCAUCUUCGGUCGACAGGGGGCAACCUGUAGUACUCCGACAAACUAUCCCGCCGUCAACGAAAGGCAGCUGCCAGACCCCUGGAAGAUGGCCAGCGGAAAGUCCGUCGCAUCUGCCGAGGACUGGACCUGUCGUCAGGCCGAGAUGAGCAAGGCCUUGCAGCAGUACGUCCUGGGCGACUACCCGCCCCCUCCGGACUCGGUCACUGCCACGGCCAGCGCGACUGGCCUGAACAUCCAGAUCAAGGUUGGCAGCAACACCAGGGCCAUCUCGGUCGGCAUCACCAAGCCCACCAAUCCGGGCGCCUUGGGAGGUCCGGCCAUCAUCGGCAUCGGCGGCAUCUCGAUCCCUGUACCCGCCGGCAUUGGCCGUAUUAACUUUGGCAACGACGCCUGCGCGUCACAGGCCGGCUCGCAAAGCCACGGGACCGGCUGGUUCUUCGACCUGCACGGCCGCAGUCACAGCGCAGGGGCCACCACAGCCUGGGCCUGGUGUGUAGGCCGCAUCAUCGACGCCCUGGAGCAGCUGGGCCCGGCAGUGACGGGCAUCAACACGGCCAGGCUUGGCGUCAGCGGGUGCAGCCGCAACGGCAAGGGCGCCUUCAUCGUCGGCGCGCUCGAGAAGCGCAUUGCCCUUACGAUCCCGCAGGAGUCUGGCUCGGGCGGGGCGGCAUGCUGGCGGAUAUCGGACUCUGAAAAGGCCAAGGGCAAGAACAUCCAGACGGCGAGCCAGAUCGUCACCGAGAACGCGUGGUUCUCGCCGCGAUUCAACUCCUUCACCAGCAGAACGACGACGAUCCCGGCGGACCAUCACUUCUUAGCAGCUAUGGUGGCGCCGAGGGGCCUGUUCGUCAUAGAGAACGACAUCGACUGGCUGGGACCCGUGAGUACGACGGCAUGUAUGAAGGCGGGUAGGGCCAUUUACCAGGCCCUCGGCGUCGGGCCUAGCAUGGGGUUUUCGCUGGUCGGUGGUCACCAGCACUGCCAGUUCCCGUCAGCCACGACGGCCAACCUCAACUCUUACAUCAACAGGUUUUUGCUUGGAACGGGCCAAACGAACAAUGUAGAAACGAGCAGAGCUACGGUCAAUAUGGCCGAGUGGACUAGCAACUGGUCCGCAGCGCCACAGAUAACCUUGACGUCGCCUGCACGACAUUGA
Pyricularia pennisetigena is the source of this 1221-nucleotide messenger RNA. RefSeq lists its product as uncharacterized. The transcript has a single exon. Bases 1 to 1221 code for a protein of 406 amino acids. NCBI's taxonomy places the organism in Eukaryota, Fungi, Ascomycota, Sordariomycetes, Magnaporthales, Pyriculariaceae. The record is from RefSeq and is a predicted model, not a curated record.